UGCUGGCCCGACCUCAGCACCGAAGACGACGGUGCCGACAUCUCAGUCGCCAUUUCCUACGCCUGUCAGCAGCAUGCCCACGACGGCCCCUGCCAGCAGCAUGCCAACGGUGACCCCGACAGCGAAGUCCACCUCGUCGACCUCAGCGCCUACAACGGCCCCGACGAAGAUCGAAGUGCCUGCGAGCGAGAAGCCUUACGCAAACACGCCAACAUCCGCUUCUCUGAGCAAGACACCGAGCGACUAUGAUCAGACGACCACGGGCGCUACUGAGGUCCCUGCCACUACGCCGAUUCCGAGUCAGUCGACAACGGUGGCGCCGGCCAACAAGUCGCCAAGUACAGCGUCGUCGCAACGUCCGACAUCCGCCCAAGGCUGCACCAACGUGAGUGUCGUCGGCGAUGCUACCUAUUGCAUCGCAGGCCCGGUGUGCUCGGGUGCCGGCCUCAUCCCGGCAGGCUCCAAAUGCCCCGUCAAGAACGACGCCGCCAUCGCGGCCUGCAUCAAAACGCUGAAGAGCUACGUCGACGGCGUCAACUGCCGCGCCCCGGUGGAUGCUGUGUGCCAGAAGAUCCCGUCGGGUGUGUGGGGAUGUGUGUUCCCGACGGUGUCCACCAUCCCGAAUGCGUACCCGGCGCCAACGCCCGCGUCGUCGAUCCCGACAAGCUACCCUGUCCCAACUCCGGCGUCUACCUUCCUCCGUGCUUAGCUGUAGCCUCGUAAACAACAAAUGCAUUGUUAGUACAAACAAA
This is a messenger RNA of Saprolegnia diclina VS20, 752 nucleotides long. RefSeq lists its product as hypothetical. The transcript has a single exon. NCBI's taxonomy places the organism in Eukaryota, Oomycota, Saprolegniomycetes, Saprolegniales, Saprolegniaceae. The record is from RefSeq and is a predicted model, not a curated record. The coding region runs from base 74 to 709 and encodes 211 amino acids.